Messenger RNA from Linepithema humile (Argentine ant), 1582 nucleotides. Its product is annotated as epidermal growth factor receptor substrate 15 homolog. The record is from RefSeq and is a predicted model, not a curated record. Gene Ontology annotation, molecular function: protein binding. NCBI's taxonomy places the organism in Eukaryota, Metazoa, Arthropoda, Insecta, Hymenoptera, Formicidae.
CCCAGGCAGUGUAAGAACAACAUAAACUGUUUGAAAUUGUCUUUCGCUUUUGCAUAAGUUUAUAUCCCCUGAAGUGAUCCCAAAAAAAUAUAAGAGUUUAUACACCCUGCAUAUUGAAGAAAAUCAUGGAUAAUGAUUAUUACUCUAUUAUGUAUGCAUGGUUUGAAAAAUGUGGGAUUAUAUCUAACAUCAGAACACAACUGCGUCAGAACUUAGUUAACGCUUUAAAGCAUAAAGAUCUAGGGCUAUGUAAAAAUAAAGAAGUGAGAUCAGCGAAACAGUAUGUUUAUGAUAUGUUAAUAGCUGAGUAUCUGUUUAGUCAUAAUUAUUCUUUCACUUUGUCGAUAUUUGCUAGCGAAGUUCCGCUUUUAGUCAAUUUUUGCAACAAUGUGUCACAGCACUCUGAUGGCAACGACAUAGGUGGCAAGAAUAAAUUGCAAAGCGAUUACAUAGUGCAUACCCUGGAAACACUGGGUAUUGAUCCAAAUAAACCUGAUGGCAAGCAUAUUAUAUCAAGUUAUAUGAACAGUGAAACAUCAUUGUUAUUAGCCAUUCUAAGUUCUAUAGCUUCGCUAGUUUUCAAUUCACAAUCUUCAGUUAAAAGUUUCUUGCUGGAUAAGGAAACACAGACUAACUUAGCUAUGGAAGCAAAUUUCAUAAAUGCUACAAAAAUGCAAGUAAUGAGGAAGAAAAUUAUGCAACAGAAACAAUUGUAUGAUGAGGAAUUGAAAGCGAAGGAAAACAGAUUGAAGCAGCAAGCAUCCAUUAUAAAACAUCAGCUUAACUCUUUGAAUGCAAAAGUGGAAAAAGUUCAGAAUUUAAUGCAAUCUUUGAUGCUGAAAGAAAAGCAGCUAAACGAGAAGGAAAGCAGUAGCACACAAUAUAUUUUACAGAAAGAAAUGGAGCUGUCUAUGAAGCAAAAUUUCUUAACACAAGAAAUUGAUAGAUUGCAGAGAGAACAAGAUAGUUACAAGACGGUUGAGAACGAUUUGAAAAAAUUGCAACAAGAAUUCAUCAAGAUGCAAAAAGAGAUGUCGCAAGAUGUGUCGAAACAAAGCGUCCAGAACAUUAGAAAUAUUCACGUGCAAACCGAUUUGGAAAAUCGAACAAUAAUAGACGAAUGCAGAACUCUGCAGCAAGAAAAGUUGGAAUUGACAAAUCUUGUACGAGAGCAACGGUCAAUGAUAGAGCAAAUCACGCAACGUAGCGCGCAGUUAUUGCGUCAAUUAGAAAAAAUACGUUUAUUGCAAUCAAAUUCUAUGGUUCGCGUUACCAGUGCAAACGCAAUCGUCAGCGAGAGCAGUUCGACAGAAGAUAUUCUGCAGGAUGCUAAGAUGCGAUUAAAGCGUCUAGAAGAAGAAAGCUCUAAGGCCGAUCAGUAUUUUUGCAAUUUCGUUAGUACCUCUUCAUAGUAUAAAAUUAAAAGAAAAUAUUCUAAAGUAUCAAUUGUAAAAUUAAUUUAUUUAUUACGCAUAAUUAACUUCGUAAAUGCAGUCAGCGUGAAGGUUAUACCUUCUUCACUUCUAAAAAAGGAAAAAGACUAAAUUGAAUCAUAUAUAAAUAUAUACAUAUAGUGAAAAAA